Molecule: messenger RNA, 1077 nt
Organism: Hippocampus comes (tiger tail seahorse)
Lineage: Eukaryota; Metazoa; Chordata; Actinopteri; Syngnathiformes; Syngnathidae
Gene: ppil3
Product: peptidylprolyl isomerase (cyclophilin)-like 3
Exons: 7
Coding region: 161-727 (188 amino acids)
Biological process (GO): protein peptidyl-prolyl isomerization; protein folding
Cellular component (GO): catalytic step 2 spliceosome
Molecular function (GO): peptidyl-prolyl cis-trans isomerase activity
Source: RefSeq, a predicted model, not a curated record
GGAUUGUGCUCAGAAAACAGCGCCUUGGUUUAGCUUAGCUUUUGCUGCUCUAGCCACGAAAAGGCAAAUAUACGCUCCUUCCAGUGGUUCUGGAUUUAAGCACGCGCCUUCAAACACAGUUUCACGGGUAAGCUCAUGGCAGUAACAGUGGUGAUAGUCCAUGAACGCUCAUGGACUCACAGAAAACGUCUCAUCCAUCACCAACUGCAACAGGCACUGGAGCCCAGAUAACACAGUGAAACUGGCUGUUACACUUCACACCGAUUUAGGAGACAUCAAAAUCGAAAUAUUCUGUGAACGCGCACCGAAAACAUGUGAGAACUUCCUCGCCCUGUGUGCCAGCGGCUUCUACAAAAGAUGCAUCUUCCACCGAAACAUUAAAGGCUUCAUGGUGCAAACUGGAGACCCGACAGGCACUGGUAAAGGAGGAACAAGCAUAUGGGGGCGCAAAUUUGAAGAUGAGUUCAGCGAACAUUUAAAACAUAAUGUGAGAGGAGUGGUCUCCAUGGCAAACAAUGGUCCAAACACAAACGGCUCCCAGUUUUUUUUCACCUAUGCCAAACAGCCUCAUUUGGACAUGAAGUAUACCGUCUUUGGAAAAAUUAUUGAUGGCUUGGAAGCACUGGAUGAACUGGAGAAACUCCCCGUGCAUGAGAAGACGUUCCGACCGUUGACCGAAACUCGCAUUAAAGACGUCACCAUUCACGCCAACCCUUUUGCCGGUUAGAAAGUGUCAUCAUGAUGCCCAAAUGUUUUUGUCGGUGUGUUUUAAAAACAAAAAAAAAGUCUCAAAAUUGUCAAUUGUGAGGAUGACAUUGUUUAGAAAAGAAAAUAGUAAAGCAGUAUUCCACCCAUUCAUUUGUAAUUCAUAAACUGUAUAUUUGAAAGUUUUUUUUCCUUUUUUUUUUUUUACCACCAAUAUUUCUCACUUCAUUGCUCAAAUUCAACACAGAUAGGUUCCGUGUUUCAUAACUUUCCAUUGAGCAUGUGUCUUCUACCAUGUGGCCUUUGUCCGCUCUGAUGCACUUGUUCAAUAAAGUUUGAUAUUAAAACAGAAAAACUCGUGAGAUCCACCCA